Molecule: messenger RNA, 3927 nt
Organism: Penicillium pulvis
Lineage: Eukaryota; Fungi; Ascomycota; Eurotiomycetes; Eurotiales; Aspergillaceae
Product: putative translation regulator (Cya5)
Exons: 1
Coding region: 1-3927 (1308 amino acids)
Molecular function (GO): protein binding
Source: RefSeq, a predicted model, not a curated record
AUGCUCGAACGUGCUGCCAGCGGCUUGGAGACCGCGGGUCGGCGUUUCUUUCGAGAUCCUAAUGGCGCAAUACGAACCAGAAGGUCUUUAUGCCAUCACUUCUGGAAACACAAUACCUCAGGAAGAGACGCCGCCCACUGGUUUCUAGCCCUCACACAGCCGCCGGGUCAACACUUGUCAUCCGUUCAUAAUCCUCCACCUCGAAGUUCAAGCGCAAACGACAUCGCCUCCCCGUUCCUUGACUUCCUAUAUCCCCAGAAGACCCAGGAAUUUGUGGCCCUUCGGGCAUCUCGUCUGCCCAGGAGACCGGGGUUGCGUCGGAGGAAAAGGACACUCGCCAACCCCCGAAGGACAUAUGCCUCGGAAGCCUCAAGUCUUCAACAAAAACCCGAAUAUGAGCACAAACCACGCGAGCGCUAUUUACAGCAGAAUGUGGCGGAUGCGUGUAUCGAACCCAUGUCGGCAACAGUGGUAAAUUCGACCGCCUCGAGUCUUCAGCAACACCCUCAAGGUGAGCCAAAGGCACACCAGCCGUCUUUUCAGCAGGAUGCGGAUGUGGCAGAUGCGACCAUUCCGAACAGAAGGCCGAUUGAUGACCUUUGGAUGCUUUUGAAUUCACCAGAAAAAGAUCUUUCAUCUGACAGAGUCUGGGUGCUCUACCUCGCAGCUGGGUGCCCCCUGGACGUUCGUGCUUCACUUUGUGCUUUUUUAAGCUUGUCAGAGAGACCGGCCGAUGUGGAGCGGGCGUGGGAUCUUUUCCAACAUCUGUCAUCGGAAGAAUGUACCCAUGACCAUUUCCAAAAGAUCAUCCAUUCCCAGCUUCGUUGCGGAAAACCUGAGAAUCUGGUGAGAAUUUGUGAAAUGGCUGUUGCGAAGGGAAACGCCGGUUUUUGUUUUGCAUUGGCAUUUUCGUACUUCUUAAACCAACGUGACUGGGUCAACGCAGAGAAGAUAUGGGCCUUUCAUUCCCAGUGGAAGUCUUUUGACGGAAAAAGAGAAGGAAAACAAGAGAUUUUAUCAACCGCUUCACUCAACCCGAAACUCCCCGAAUACGCGCUUGCGUUGGCAGUCUAUGUUGAAGAGGAAGCAAGCGAGCUCACUGCUCAAGGAGCUUUCCGCCGAGAAAUCGUGCAAUCACUUUUAACGCGCAUUUCAAAAUCCUCUGAGUUGCUCACAGGUACUUCGAUGAAUAUUCUCAUUCCUCUCAUGGAGGUGUCUGAUGGUUUGAAUAUCAUGAGUCUGCAACAUCAUGUCAACAUCAUGGAAUCCCUCCAGUCAUCAACGAAGCAAUUAGACUUUGCCCGCUCAAUCAUCUUCUACCAAAAAAUGCGGGCCUUCCUUGAUCGCAAUCCAAAACAGCGCCUCCCCAAAAAGUUGUGGAACCGUCAGUUGGAACUUCUUGUCAAAUACGAGUUGACUGACAGUAUCCUGUUUUUCCUUGAUGAAGUUGCUCACUUUCAUGACAAACCAUCCAUGCAGACCUAUAGAGACGUUCUGAAUCUCCUCGGUCGCGCUGGGAAAGUGUCGCAAGUCAAUAUUGUGUUUAAUAAGCUUGUGGCUGACUAUGGCAAGCCAAAAAGCCGCAGGCUGGUGACCCCACUUCUGUAUGCCCACGCAAGUGUUGGGGACGUCCCUGAGACCGUCAAGCAAUUUCGAAGACUGUCAGAGGAGUUUCAUCUCAAGCCAAAUACGGUGUGCUGGAAUAUCCUUGUCACGGCAUAUGCAAACAACGACGAUUCGGAAGGAGCCUUUCUCCAAUUCUCCAAGAUGAUUCGCGCUAAAAUACGACCUGAUUCGCACACAUUUGGCAUCAUGAUGGGAGUAUGCGCAAACAAAGGAGACGUUGGAGGUGUUCGCGCACUGCUCCGCGAGGCAGAAAAGCAACGGGUAACCAUCACAAUGACAAUGCUCAGUACAGUUGCUCAGGCAUACAUCAGCAACGGGCGGUUGGAUUUAGCUGAAAAGCUUGCUAUAACGUGCUUAGAGCUCAAGGUGGAGGGAUCUCCAAUGCGCAUGUGGAACACACUUCUGAUGCAAUACGCAUUCAGGAUUGACCACCACUCCUUCUACCGAGUCUGCUCUCUUAUGCGAGAAGCUGGAUUACGGCCAGACGAGGUAACAUAUGCAGCUGAUCUGCUCCGCCUGGUCUUGGUCAGCCAACCCGACCAGGCGCGUAUGACCCUAAGGCGAAAUCAUAAGCGAGGGGUCUUACAAGCCACUGAGCUUCACUACGCUAUCUUGAUCCUUGGAUAUAUCAAAACCCGACAAUUCACAAUGGUGAAGAUCAUAUUUCGUGAGAUGCUUGAGCGAUUCAAUCAUUCCGGGUUGGAGUCCAGCCUUGUGAACCUCGAGGCAGAAAUGCCUCCCGACUACUGGACGAAGAGAUCGAACCCAAAAGAUGACAAGAUGGCCAAUGCUGAGAAGCGUAUUAAGAAUCUCGAGAUACUGCUUAUCGACUCAAUAUCUCGGUGUGAUACUACUGCGCUCGCAAGCAUGCUCAAUUCAUCCAAAGGCCGAACGGAGUCUUUAGCAAAGGCUUUUGGUUCCUGGCAUUAUGAGUACCUUAUCCGGGAAUAUGGCGCAACCGGUGCCGUAUCCAUGGCCCGUGAGCUGUACCAGCGACAGCUGUCUAGCACGGCACCUGCGAGCUCACAAGGUUCAGGCUUUCUCUCUGCGCCACUCCGCCUUGUGAAUGCUAUGAUGUCUGCACAUCUGAAUGCCGAACAAUACAAAGAAGUGGGAGAGUGUUGGCAACUUGCUUUUUCGAAUGCAAUAAAGACAUCUAGCCAAGUGAAGAUGCAUGAUAUUUUCAAGCCUUCGGCAUCGAUCCCAAAUGCCGUCUCUGGUCCCUCUGGACACGAGCAGACUAAAUCUGUUCCAAAAGAAUCGCCCGGCGAGAAGAACAAUCAAAUCAUCCACUCACGCCGCUUCAUCCUUUCUCGAUCCCUUUCUCUUUUCCUGCGAUCGUUGGCUCACCAGCACAAGCUUGAACGAAUGGUUGAAGUCGUGGCCGAGGUUGAGGCAGCUGGUUUUGAAUUGUCAACCUUCAAUCGGUCCGCCCUUGUGCAGAUGCUUGCGGUUUCCGUUAAAUUUGAUCACAUAGUUGAAGCUUUCCGGAUGUUCGAGGAUUACUUCAUGCCUAACUGGCCUGGAUGGAAUCGACUUAUCCGAGGCCAAUCGCUGAAGCCUUCCGGGACCCCAAGGAGCCUAUCCCUGAUCGAAGACAAACGCACCCCCCUACAGUCUGGCCGUUACCUCGGGAAGGAAGCGGCCAAAUACUGGAAGAAUGUGUCCCCGGAUUACAUGCAGCCCACAUAUAAUGUGAUUGUUUACCUUGCUGCUGCUUGGGAACGCAUUCGGAGCGCAACCAUUGUGAAGGGCAGCCAUGAACUCGAUAAACUUUCUAUUACAGCGCCCAGGACGAUUGAUGCGAUCAUCAAAAUGCCCUAUCUGCGCGACAGGAUCCAGGGUGUUGUUCUUCGACAGCGUGGAGAGCAACCGGACCAUGACAAGGCACCGUUGCCCUCUGCUUUAGGCUCUGCCCCUGGUGGUGUCCUUGGGCCUGGUGGUCGUACUCAACGUGCAACCUUCGUCCACCAAGGCAAGGUGGAUGAGGUUGAAUUGGUCGAAUGGGUCGAGCAGGUCGAUGUGAACGAUAAUGAACGACAUGCUACCAGCAAAUCCACGCAGACAAUAGACAAGCCCAAUCGGAAAACGGGCCUUGUCAAACAAUCUCACGAGCGUGCAGCCUUCAGCAAAGAAGGGUGGGACAAUAUCCUCUCUCCGGCAGAUUUGCUGGACUUGCAAAGCCAAGAUCGCUAUCCAGGCGAAUCUAAGCAAGCAACGAAACCAAGUGUCCCGAAAAAACAACCAUCUAACAGCACCCGAUCGCAGGGCAAACCACUGGAUCUUUUUAACCGGCCGUAG